This is a messenger RNA of Coregonus clupeaformis (lake whitefish), 2085 nucleotides long. RefSeq names its product golgin subfamily A member 4. The transcript has 15 exons. Lineage: Eukaryota; Metazoa; Chordata; Actinopteri; Salmoniformes; Salmonidae. The record is from RefSeq and is a predicted model, not a curated record. Gene Ontology annotation, molecular function: GTP binding. The coding region runs from base 154 to 2085 and encodes 643 amino acids.
AUUGACAUUUCUGUCUCAGUAUAGGCCUGAGGUGAAAAUUGUUCUGUAAAAACGUGUAGAUAUGCAUAUAUAGGGAAUAUUAGAGUAUGGUUAUGGAUUUAAAGAAACUAUUUUUAAUCUGAAGUGGAGGACGUGAAGACCAGUAAAGGGAAAAUGGCAGAGUCCAGAGUUCAUACUCAGUUUAAACUCACCUCAGAAGACCAUGUAAGGGCUGAUGUUGGUGAAGAUGUCACACUCCCAUGUCACCUCUCACCUGAGGCCAGUGAUGUUGCCAUGACGAUCAGGUGGUUUAAAGAGACAGAGUGUAUUUACCUGUAUAAGAAUGGCCAGGUGACAGAGAGGAGUGGCUAUGAGGGCAGAGUGAGUCUGAUCACCCAGGAGCUGGAGAGAGGCAACGUGUCUCUGAGGCUGAGAGACAUCAGGGAGUCAGAUGAUGGAGUCUACAUAUGUCAGGUCAUCCAUGGAGAACAGAAGGAGGAGGAUGCAGUGUGUUUAAGGGUCAGAAGAGAUACUUUUAUGGCAUGGGUAGAAGCAAGACCAAGCUCUAUAGGUUCAGACUAUUUACAACAUGAGACCCAGGAGGACAAGCUGAAGAGGGAGGCAUCAGCUGUUGAGCUUGAGUUGAAGAUGGAAAAAGAAUUAAAAGAGAUAUUAAGAGAUGAGAUGAUGAAACAACUAGAGGAGAAAGACAAACAACUGGAUGAUAUGACCCAGGAAGUGAGAGAGAAAGAGAGACUACUGGAGGGAAAAGAUAAUGAAAUAAAGGAGAAGAAGGUUGAACUAGGAGACAAAGACAAGAAAAUAAAGGAAAAAGACCAUCAACUAGAGGACAGAAACUAUAGACUGGGAGAGAAGGACAAACUACUAGAAGAAAAAGAAAAUGAACUAAAAGAGAGGAGGCAGGAACUAGAAGAGAAAUAUAAACUACUAGAGGAGAGAGAGAAGCAGUUAAAGGAAAGAGACAAACAAGUGGAGGAUGUCAACAGUGAAAAUGCUGAACUGGCUCAACAGAUAUGUGAUGUGAAGACUGAGGUAGAGAGACUGAGAAGAGAGACCUCAGCCCAGAUGACUGUGGGAGGAGAGACCUCAGGUACAGACCCCACACUUCCACUGAGGAGGAGAAACAGCAUGGAGUUAAUUCCUCCAGGCAUGGGAGGAGAGAGCAGCAGUCCAGACUCCCCAGUGUCUCCCAGUGUGUCUGAGCUGAGACUGGUGCUGCUGGGGAGGACUGGGGCUGGGAGGAGUGCAGCAGGAAACACCAUCUUGGGCAGAGAGGAGUUUGGGGCCCAGGCCAGCCCCUCUGCAGUGACCCAGAGGAGUAAGAGGAAAGAGGGGGAUGUGUGUGGGAGACGGUUGGUGCUGGUGGACACUCCAGACUGGUUCUGUCCUGGACUCUCUCUGGAGGAGAUGAGACAGGAUGUGGGGCUCUGUGUCCGUCUGUCUGCCCCGGGACCGCACGCCUUCCUCCUGGUCAUACCAGUGGAGCCCUCUAAUGGGGAGGAGAGAGGGGUGCUGGAGAGAAUAGAGGAGAUGUUUGGGGAGGGUUGUUGGGAACACACUGUGAUGCUAUUAAUCCAUGCUGAUGGCCUGAAAGAGCAGAGCAUUGAGGAGUUUCUCCAAGCAGGGAGUCAGGACCUCCAGCAGCUUGUAGAGAAAUGUGGGAGCAGGUACCACGUCCUCAACAUUAAGGACAGGGCCCAUGGCACUCAGGUCCCAGAGCUGCUGGAGCAGGUAGAGGAGAUGGUGGUAGGAAAUAGAGAGAGAUUCUACAGCAGUCAGACUUACCAGGAGGCAGAGGACCAGGUCAGAGAGAUGGAGGGAAAGAUCCAGAGGGAGAAAGAGGAGAGGAAACAGAGGGAGGAGAGAGAGGUGAGAGAUAGGCUUCAGAAGGAGUUGCAGGACUCGCUGAGGAAGAUAGAGGGAGUGAUCCAGGAACAUGAAGGAGAUAUCAGAACACUCAGUGAAAGAACCACUGAACUGGAGAGACAGGUGAAAGAAGAGGGUGAUGAGGAGAAGAAAAGAGAGCUGGAGAGAGAGCUGAAGAGAGAGUCUGAUAGGAGGGAGGGGAUGGAGAGAAAAGAAUGA